Messenger RNA from Manis pentadactyla (Chinese pangolin), 1922 nucleotides. RefSeq names its product solute carrier family 18 member A2 (gene SLC18A2). The transcript has 15 exons. The record is from RefSeq and is a predicted model, not a curated record. Gene Ontology annotation, cellular component: synaptic vesicle membrane; terminal bouton. Gene Ontology annotation, biological process: xenobiotic transport; transmembrane transport; aminergic neurotransmitter loading into synaptic vesicle. The coding region runs from base 143 to 1696 and encodes 517 amino acids. Gene Ontology annotation, molecular function: xenobiotic transmembrane transporter activity; serotonin:sodium:chloride symporter activity. NCBI's taxonomy places the organism in Eukaryota, Metazoa, Chordata, Mammalia, Pholidota, Manidae.
CCGCCGCAGGUGAGCCUAGGGCGGGCCGCCGGGUCCUUCCUCCGCUUCCCGGGCGCGCGGCGGACAGACCGCCCCUUCUGCGGCCGGGCGCACACGGAGCUCUGCGGGCCGCGGAGCCCGCGCCCGCGCCGAGCCCGGAGCCAUGGCCCUGGGCGAGCUUGCGCUGUGCCGCCGGCUGCUGGACAGCCGCCACUCGCGGAAGCUCAUCCUGUUCAUCGUGUUCCUCGCGCUGCUGCUGGACAACAUGCUGCUCACCGUGGUGGUCCCCAUCAUCCCAAGUUACUUGUACAGCAUUGAGCAUGAGAAAAAUGCUACAGAAACUCAGACUGCCACGCUAGGGCUCACAGCCUCCCCUUCAGGCAGCUUCCAGAGCAUCUUCUCCUAUUAUGACAACUCCACCAUGGUCACCGGGAACACCACCAGAGACCUUCGGGAGGGGCUGCUGCAGAAGGCCACCACACAGCACAUGGUCACUAACGUGUCCUCUGCACCUCCUGACUGUCCCAGUGAGGACAAAGACCUCCUGAAUGAAAAUGUGCAGGUUGGCCUGCUGUUUGCCUCUAAAGCCACCGUCCAGCUCCUUACCAACCCAUUCAUAGGACUCUUGACCAACAGAAUUGGCUAUCCAAUUCCAAUGUUUACAGGAUUCUGCAUCAUGUUUAUAUCGACAAUUAUGUUCGCCUUCUCCAGCAGUUACGCGUUCCUGCUGAUCGCCAGGUCACUGCAGGGCAUUGGUUCCUCCUGCUCGUCCGUGGCUGGGAUGGGCAUGCUGGCCAGCGUGUACACGGAUGACCAAGAGCGAGGCCAUGCCAUGGGGAUCGCCCUGGGAGGCCUGGCCAUGGGGGUCUUAGUGGGCCCCCCCUUUGGGAGUGUGCUGUAUGAGUUCGUUGGGAAGACAGCUCCGUUCCUGGUGCUCGCUGCCCUGGUGCUCUUGGAUGGAGCCAUUCAGCUCUUUGUGCUCCAGCCGUCCCGCAUACAGCCCGAGAGCCAGAAGGGGACGCCGCUCACCACCCUGCUGAAGGACCCAUACAUCCUCAUUGCUGCAGGAUCCAUCUGCUUUGCAAACAUGGGGAUUGCCAUGCUGGAGCCAGCCCUGCCCAUCUGGAUGAUGGAGACCAUGUGUUCCCGCAAGUGGCAGCUGGGCGUUGCUUUCUUGCCGGCUAGUAUCUCUUAUCUCAUUGGAACCAAUGUUUUUGGGAUACUCGCACACAAAAUGGGGAGGUGGCUUUGUUCUCUUCUAGGAAUGAUAAUUGUUGGAAUCAGCAUUUUAUGUAUUCCAUUUGCAAAAAACAUUUAUGGGCUCAUAGCUCCCAACUUUGGAGUUGGUUUUGCAAUUGGAAUGGUAGACUCAUCGAUGAUGCCCAUCAUGGGCUACCUGGUAGACCUGCGACACGUCUCUGUUUAUGGGAGUGUGUAUGCCAUUGCAGAUGUGGCAUUUUGUAUGGGAUAUGCUAUAGGUCCUUCCAUUGGUGGGGCUAUCGCAAAAGCAAUUGGAUUUCCCUGGCUCAUGACAAUUAUUGGAAUAAUUGAUAUUCUUUUUGCUCCUCUCUGCUUUUUUCUUCGAAGUCCACCUGCCAACGAAGAAAAACUGGCUAUUCUCAUGGAUCACAACUGCCCUGUUAAAACAAAAAUGUACACUCAGAAUAACAUCCAGUCGUAUCCGAUAGGUGAUGAUGAAGAAUCUGAAAGUGACUGAGACCCUCAAAAGUCACUUAAGUAUUUAAUUGUAUAAAGGUGUUUCUAGUGAAAUGACUCCUCCUGAACUUAGGCAUACCAUCCAUCCAUCCCUGGUGAAAAAGUAAACCGACCAAAGUUUAUCAUUUCUUUUCCAAGGUUAUGAUCGAUUGCCAAUAGCCUUAUAAAGAAAAAGCAGCUUUUCUAGGGGUUUUGUAUAAAUAGUGUUUAAAACUUUAUUUUAUGUA